UUAGCUUUUAUAAUAGUUAUAAAAGCAUGACUCAUUGGGUGUUUGAUAAACACAACCUAAGAAGCCUUAUGAAUUUAGACCGCUCGUCUUCCCGUUGCUAAGCUUCCUCGCCGGCGAAGCGAUGGCGGAGCGGAGCAGCAUGGAGCUACCCUCGACGCAGUUGAUCCCCGGCCUCCCAAACGAUGUCGCUAUGCAGUGCCUGGCUCGGGUCCCUCGGAUACACCACCCCAUCCUCUCUCUAGUCUGCAAAUCAUGGAGGUUCACUCUGCGUUGUUCACCUGCGCUCUUCGCCACUCGAUCCCAUCUCCGCACCACCCAGACCUUCCUCUACCUCAACCUCCGCAUCAACUCCGCUUCCCACUGGUUCACUUUCCUCCAGCGCCCCAAUUCCCCCAAUACCAGAAACCCUGUUCUUCUCCCGCCCAUCCCUUCAAGGCCCAUCGGCGCCGCUUAUGCAGUUUUGGGUCAUAAAAUCUAUGUAAUUGGUGGAUCUAUCAACGAUAUUCCUUCCAACCAUGUAUGGGUUUUCGAUUGUUGGUUUAAUUGUUGGGAAGUGGGGCCAAGAAUGAAGAUUAGCAGGGAGUUUGCCGCUGCCGGAGUGGUGGGCGGGAGGAUUUACGUGAUGGGUGGCUGCGUUGUUGAUAACUGGGUCCGAUCGAUGAACUGGGCUGAGGUUUUUGACCCGGUUUCCGGGUCGUGGUCAGCUUUCCCUAGCCAGAUUGAGGUCCGGGACAAAUGGAUGCAUGCCAGCACAGUAAUGGAUGGUAGAGUGUAUGCAAUGGCGGAUAGGGGCGGGGUGGUGUACGAUGUGGGGGCUGGACAGUGGGGGUCUGUCCCAAAGCGGCUAGACUUGGGGUGGAGGGGGCGGGCAGCGGUGGUGGGUGGGGUGCUGUAUUGUUAUGAUUAUUUGGGCAAAAUUAGGGGAUAUGAUGUGAAAGAAGAUGUGUGGAAGGAGCUCAAGGGAGUGGAGAAUAGGUUGCCAAGGUUCUUGUGUGGUGCAACAAUGGUGAACUUUGAUGAGAGAUUGUGUGUGGUGUGGGAAGGCAAAGGUAGCAGUAAGGAGAUUCAGAUAAUGUGUGCAGAGAUUAAGGUUAGGAAGGAUGAAAAUGGGGAUUUAAGUGGGACCCUUAUAUGGUCCGACGCAAUUCAUCUUGUUCCAAAUGGUGCCUCCAUUGUGCAUUGUAUGGCUGUUGACAUUUGAUAUUGUGAUCUCUACUUCACCACUUCACCCAUGGUAUGGUAAAUGAAUCAAUGAACUACAUCUGUAAGACUACAGAAGGGUGCAGAGUGAUUGGGUGUGAAGCUUGUACCUUGCACAAAUGGUAAAAUUAUUCAAAUCGUGAAAGAUGUGUGUGCAAGGAUAUGAUAUUCCAAUUUCCAACAUGCAUGCUUGAUCUACGCAAGUUGAUCUAUUUGCUACCUGAUAUUUCUUCAGCAGUGCGUGCCCUCGAGGAGAAUGGUAUAUCACUUGCCUCCCCUCCCCUCCCCUCAGAAGGCAAAAGAUUCAAACUGUUCGAGGCUUUUGCUCCCUUCUUAAAUGAAGCAGUAUGGUCAUACCUUUCGUUAGUUAAUGCUAAUGCAGGCAGGUAGCAAGGCAUAUUCUGUCAAUAAUUUUUGUAUAACACCUAAACUCUUUUCAUAUCUGUUUGUAUUUUGAUUGUAUAAGAGUGAGUUAUCAGGAGAUAACAUUCCCCACUAUCUAUCUCAUAAACUGUUGAAAUGUAUUUUUAGUCUUUGUUUCAUUAAUUGGAAUUCAUAUCCUUCAAGCCA
Messenger RNA from Ipomoea nil (Japanese morning glory), 1770 nucleotides. Its product is annotated as F-box/kelch-repeat protein SKIP6-like. Bases 122 to 1201 code for a protein of 359 amino acids. The record is from RefSeq and is a predicted model, not a curated record. The transcript is spliced from 2 exons. Gene Ontology annotation, molecular function: protein binding. Lineage: Eukaryota; Viridiplantae; Streptophyta; Magnoliopsida; Solanales; Convolvulaceae.